ACAUGAAUAAAUAAACUGUUUAAUUGUGUGUGCAACUUUUUCGGGUUAAAAACAAUUUUAUCUAUAAGUAUAAUAUAAUUCACGAAACGUUAUCGACGAAUUCCAAUCUGUAGAAAAUACUAAAUAUGCCUUCAUAAAAACUAUAUUCAAAUUCUUAAUACUAUCCCGCAGGCCUGAUCGUUUUGUUUUCAACGAACACUAAAUUAUCAUUUGAUUUAAACUACAUUUAUGGUUUGCAUUAAUGAUUUCGAGUUUAAAAUGUUUAAAUUACUUUUCUUUAAUGCGUGUGUACUCGUUAAAAGCGAUUAGCAUACCUUUCUUAAAAUCAAAUAGAUAUUUAAUGUCUAAGACUAUAUAUCGCCAAGACAAAUGUGUCGUGACCAUAUUUAAUAAUAUAGUACACCUUAAUACGCCUAUUCCAUUACACGGUACGUUAAUUUAAUAGUGUUGUCGACUGACAUUCGAGAAAUUGAAACGUUAAACAAAAUAUGAAUAUCUCUUAUUGUAUAUUGUUCGUCCAAAAACCAACAAAAUAUUAUAUUCGGAUAACUUUAUUAGGACACCUAACGAAUAAUAUUUUUAGUAAUAACUGUCCGAUAAUAAGCCGAUCCCACGUCUUACCUUGUUGAGCAUUGUGCGUUUACAAUUUGUCAAGGGCACGGUAGGAAUUCGUAUUUUCACAAUCUCCGACGCAACUAUAUAUCUUUAUUAUACGCGUCUACGAUUUUUUUCUUCUUUUAUUACUGUUUAUGGUUUUAAUUAGGUUUUUAUUUUCGAAAAUAACUAAAAACUUUCAUACACCAUUUAAGGACGGUAAAGUUGUUUGAAGGAGUAAAAAAUCACUUUUUUUGGCAUUGGUCCCUUUGCGGUUGACAGGUUAAACUAAAUUUAGCCCGAUUUAUCUUAUACUGCGCUGCUGCACAUGCGAUGACACUUAAAAAAGAUGUAUUUACAUAAAUUGCGCUAUACCGAAGAAGGGGAUAAGGAAACGAAUGGUUUUAUUGCUCUCCUCUAAAUAAACCCUCGCGUGAAGUGUCAUCCGCCGUGCGUAACUUCUCCGCGCCCACCCGUAACCACAAUAAUAGCAUAUGUUAUACGUUAUAAAUUAUAAUAAUUUAUAAUACACGGGUAUUGUAUAAUAUAUGUAUAGUUUUGGAUUUAGUGAUGAUAAAAUGUGUCGUUACUGACAUCUUACUGCAACGGGGUUGUUACAAAAUUCGACUUUGCUCGACGGACGGAUUCUCUGCCGAUUGGAAAUGUUUUCGAAUGCGUUUUAGUGAAAUAAAAUGUAUAAUAUAUAGGUACACACAUAAUAUUGCUAUUUGCUUAUAUGCGUAUACGUUUUGUGAAAGUAAAACAUACAUCGUUGGCAUAUACACGUGCCUAUUGAGUGCUAGGAGGUUUUUCAUGUAUACUCUUAUAUACAUACGUUAUUAUAAAAUUAUUUUUUAUUUGCGUAUUUUUUGUUAACGAAGGUGUUAACGGGGACACACCUGCGGCCGCAACAGCAGCAGCAACAUUAUAUGGUUGCCGUUUCGUCCCGCGUUGUUGCACGCGUCGCGUCAGUUACGCGCGUAUUGCUUAAAACCCGGCCGUACCCAAAAAAUAUAUUAUAAUAAUAUAAUGAAAACCGACGCCCAUUCGCGCAUGCACGAGAAUCAUAAAAUAUAAUAACAACAUAUCAGCAUAAUAUUAUUAUUAUAACAUAUAUAAACACGAUAUAGUAGCGUUGCGCGUGUGUUGUGUGUGUGAACGCUCUAAACCAAAGGCCGGAAGAAAAAACCUGACUACGACGACGAAAAAAUAAUAUGUUCGGCGGUAAAAGACGACGGUUCCUCCUCUGCCGCCGACGCAGUCGUACGCCGCCUCCGCCUCGCGUUCUGAUCGCCGUCCGCGCGGCGCCCGUGGUGCACUUGUGCAGCAGCGACUCGCACCGCCGCCGAAGCGGUCACGAUGUUAGCCGGCGCGCUUGAUCGCGUGCUGCCGGGCCGCCGGUCGCCGUACCUGCACCGGGUGAACGUGGAAAGGCGCCCCAGACUGCCGUCGCAGUCCCGGCCACACAGUUACCACGGCGGCGCGACGGCCGAGUCGCAACGCCGCGACGGUCUGAGGACGAGCGGACGGAAGUUGGCCGCGAAAUUUUGGUCGUCGUGCGGGUCGUCCCGGUCCGCCGCGGUGGUGGGUAGAUGCGUUCCGGAACCGGCGGCCGUGCGAAAGCGGGCGCCGGCCGCCGCCGCGGCCACGACCACCUGCAGCAACGGUGGAUUCUCAAACGUUUCGCACACGUGGCGUUUCAAACGGCUAAGUCAUGGUAGCAGAACGCCGGUGGAGGAACCGUCGGCCAAGUCAACAGAAAUGGCUGAAAGCGGCAGCGGAGCCGCAAUGGCUCCAGCUGCCAAAACGGGAUCAAUCAAAGUGCAUUUACCCAACAAUGGAUUCAAUAUCGUAAAGUUCAUAGAUAACAUCAAUGUCAAGGGUAUCAUAUCUCUAGUCACUGGACGUUUGGCCAAUGGGUGUCCUCAGUAUCAAGGCGUUUACGGAUUGCAGCUGUACCAUCCGUUAUCUGGCGAAGUUCACUGGUUACAUCAGGAUUGCACAAUGUCUGAGAUUUAUAACAAAUAUGACGAACAGUAUCCAAUGUCCGAAUGGAGGUUUGAGCUACGUGUACGAUACUCGCCCGAUGACAUGGAGGACCUUUAUGAACGAGAUCGGUUUACGUAUUUCUUCUAUUAUGAUCAAGUACGGUUCGAUUAUUUGAGAAAAAACGACCCGGCUACCCGAGUGGAUACGGAGAUAGCUGUGCAACUCUGCUGUUUACAAAUAAAAUGCUUUUUCCGGGAAGUUCCUCAAAUGUCGUUGGAAAAGAAAUCUAAUUUGGAGUAUCUGGAACGCGAAAUUGGGCUUAACAAAUUCCUGCCAUAUUAUAUACUGGAAUCAAUGAAACCAAAGAAUUUACGAAAAAUGAUUCAGCAACAGUAUAAAAAACUUUUACAAACGCCAGAAAAAGAAUGUGUGCUACAAUUUCUCAAUCUCGUUUGGACGUUCUACAAGUACGACGAAGAGCAGUUCAAGUGUUCAAUUGGAUCUGGCUGGACAAUACCGGUAGAUCUAGUAAUCGGACCGCGACACGGAAUUUCUUACAUUAACAACCAGGGAUCGGCGCCCACCAAAAUGGCGGAUUUCGCUCACAUCGAAAACAUACAGACACUGGUGUCAGAAUGUGAAACACACCGCAAAACCUUAGUGCAGCUCCAAGUAACCGACUCAGCUGAUCCUCUAGUGCUCAGCUGUUCGACGCUCGAGCACAUGUACAGCCUAGCCAAUCUUAUCGAUGGUUACUGUCAAUUGGCGAGAAAAACGAAUAUUUCGUUGUGGAAUAAAAAAGCUGCCGUAUGGAACCGUUUUCCUUGUCCGUGCGAUUCUAAAGACUCAGGGAAAAUCAAAGCCAAAGUGCCCUCAAGGUUUUCCGACGAUUAUCCUGACGACGGUCCGAUCGAAGAAGAAGGCGAUUACUCGACACUUGCUAAUUGUAAUUACGAGCUGUAUCGCGAUCAGGUUGAAUUGGGUGAAAUCAUUGGAGAAGGUCAAUUUGGCGAUGUGCAUAAAGGAGCAUGUCACAUGCGUUCAACUAAAAAUAAGCCAGGAAACGCUGUAGCAGUGGCCAUAAAAACAUGUAAACCUGAUGCGGAUAUGGCAACUACAGAUAAAUUUUUAGAAGAAGCAUACAUUAUGCAACAGUUUGAUCACCCACACAUAAUACGACUGAUCGGAGUUUGUUGUUCGCCGCCUGUGUGGAUAGUCAUGGAAUUGGCCAAGCUAGGCGAAUUACGGGCAUACUUACAAAACAACCAGGCUCAUUUAGACUUAGCCACUCUUAUCCUAUAUUCGUAUCAACUUUCCACAGCUCUAUCGUAUCUUGAAUCUAAGAAGUUUGUUCACAGAGACAUCGCUGCCAGAAACGUAUUAGUGUCGUCACACCACUGUGUAAAACUGGCCGACUUUGGUUUAUCGCGGUGGGUUCAAGACCAAAGCUACUACAAGGCGUCUAAGGGCAAACUACCAAUUAAGUGGAUGUCACCCGAGUCGAUAAACUUCCGGCGAUUCACCACCGCUAGUGACGUCUGGAUGUUCGGCGUGUGCAUGUGGGAAAUAUUGAUGAUGGGCGUGAAGCCAUUUCAGGGGAUCAAGAACAACGACGUGAUCGGCAAAAUCGAAAAUGGCGAGCGGCUAGCGUUGCCGCCCAAGUGUCCCCCGAGGCUGUACAGUCUCAUGUCACAAUGCUGGUCGUUCGAGCCCAGUAAGAGGCCCACGUUCAGAGACGUAAAGGAAGUGCUAAAUGAGAUAUUGAUCGAAGAGAGACACCAGCAGAAGGAAACGCUUCGGAGGGAAAACCGCAGGGUGCACACUCUGUCUUGGGGAUCCAGCGGCUCUCUGGACGACCCGUCGGCACCACCCAAACCUUCCCGUCAACCGAGCGUGGACCUGCACAACAACAAGUCCGCGGAGCUACCCGUGUCCACGUACAUAGUUGCCCAGAACGCCGAAGUGCUCGCUCACCUGUUGAAGGAGAACGAGCAGCGAGGCGUCGUCAACCCGUCCGUGUACACGACCCCGGCAACCGGAUUCAACACGGUAACCGUAGAUUUCCUUAAUGACGUCGACGACGACAAAACAAUUUCGGCCGGGAACAGUAUACUGAGCAUGGACUCUGUGGGACUUAUCCCGAUGGACGGCGGCGGUGGUGGUUGUGUCGCCGUCCAGCCGUCCACUAACAAGACGUUGCCUAGGAACUUUACUUCGGGAGCGGCUUCGCUACUAACGCUACCGCCGAACUCGGCAGACAAGAGCAGACGAUGUUCAGACGGCAGUCUGGGCACGUGUGCCGCUGCCGCUGCUGCUGCUACAGCGGUGACCGGUGGAGGAAUGAAUAAUGAUGAGGGGGCCAAGCAUUUGGUAAACAACUCUAUCGGUGUAUAUGACAAUGAACCCUUAUCUGAAGUAGAACAGCUAGAACGCAAGCUAAGACAACAACAAAUUGAGUCAGAAAGGGACAACCUAUGGCUGGUCGAAGAAGAGACAAACUUAAAAAAGCGACUAUCUUUAGUAGCCAGUGCAUCAGACAAUGAAUCUAUUGAUGGUAGAUCAUCAUUGACACCUCCUUCUUCUCUAGAUCGAAGCACCAAAACAAAACCUACAGAAGAACGGGUUGUUGUAAUAAAAAAACUCGAACCCACGCCAACAGCCGAUUUGGAUAGAAGCAAUGAUAAAGUAUAUGAGUGUACGACAUUGGUUGUCAAAGCUGUUAUGACCCUUUCACAAGGGGUUCAACAAAAUCAGACUGAUCGAUAUUUGGAACUAGUCAAGGAGGUUGGUCUCCAACUCAGAGCUUUAUUGACAAGUGUUGAUAGCCUGGUACCAUAUUUCCCUCAAAGUGCUCACAAACAGGUGGAAAUGGCACAUAAAGUUCUCAGCAAAGACAUGGCUGAGCUAGUCAAUGCCAUGAAACUUGCUCAAAAUUACUGCCAUACUGCUGUCGAUUAUUUGUACAGCAAGGAAAUGUUGUCUUCAGGCCAUAUUUUAGCUAUGGAUGCUAAAAACUUGUUAGAUGUUGUUGACUCUGUGCGCAUGCAAUAUCCUGAAGUGGAAGCGAUGAUCAGCGGCCAACAGUCUGAAACAGCCAAAGAACAACUCCCUGGCGUAACCGCUUCAUAGUAGUACAUUUUAUAGUAUGCAUUCCUAAUUCAUUACGCAUCUAUUAUACACCAAUUUUAUUGCAAUUAUUUGUUUUUUUUUUUAUACAUAUAUAUAUAUAAUUAAUUGACUGCCUAGUAACUUUAUUAAAAAUUAUUUAUUUUUUUUUACUAAAUUUGUAAAUAGUAUAUUAACGGAAGAUAUUUUAUAGUAUUUUAUUUAUAUCCUCAAAUAGAAUCCAUUAUCGUUGAUGCUAUGUGUAUAUGUAUUAUAUUAUAUACAAUUUAUAAAAUGCUUUUUAUUGCUGUUAAAAUUUGGAAUUAUUAUUUGUUCCUUUUAUAAAUCGUGGGUGCGUAUGUGAAAAAAUUAUUUUGAUCCCAGUCUUACUAGUCAUUAAAUAUUUUGCCCCUAAAUAAUAUUAUAUUAUAUAAUACGUAACUUAUUUCCAAAUAAAUGGAAUCAAUAACCAUAUCUAGUGUGUAAAAAAAUAACUAAGUCUAUUUGUUUUAUUAUUUACUCCGCGUGAUGUGAAUGCAUGUUAAAAUUAUACCAAUUUAUUUUUAUUUUUUUUUUUUUUUGUGUUUUAUCAAACCAAUUGUGUGAGUGUUCUAUUUAAUGGUUGUAAGUAAGAGAACUAAUGGUUUCCGUUUGAAAAAUUCUUCUUAAUCAGUUUUUAAAAAUAUAUUUUCUAUCAUUAAAAAUUAAAAUGUAAUUCUAUUCACAUUUUUCACUUUUAAAUUUUACUCAUUCAUUUCAACAU
Rhopalosiphum maidis (corn leaf aphid) is the source of this 6451-nucleotide messenger RNA. It is a transcript of the gene Fak, whose product is annotated as focal adhesion kinase 1. Gene Ontology annotation, biological process: protein phosphorylation; signal complex assembly. NCBI's taxonomy places the organism in Eukaryota, Metazoa, Arthropoda, Insecta, Hemiptera, Aphididae. Gene Ontology annotation, cellular component: cytoskeleton; focal adhesion. Gene Ontology annotation, molecular function: ATP binding; protein tyrosine kinase activity. The transcript has 21 exons. The coding region runs from base 1954 to 5712 and encodes 1252 amino acids. The record is from RefSeq and is a predicted model, not a curated record.